Linum trigynum is the source of this 2280-nucleotide messenger RNA. The record is from the annotation of a GenBank genome assembly. NCBI's taxonomy places the organism in Eukaryota, Viridiplantae, Streptophyta, Magnoliopsida, Malpighiales, Linaceae.
AUGGCGAUGCGGGAGCUUGUCUCGGGAGGCGCCGCUUGCGCCGUCCCUGGUUCGUCUUCCUCCUCCAAUCCCCUCGGCGCCCUGGCCAACGCUCUCGUCGGCUCAUCUUCCAAGACUCAGGAGCGGCUGAACGAAAUCCCGACGUCGACAUCGACCGGUGCGGAGAAUAGGUUCUUCCAGCAACCCGUGGAUCCUCUGACGGCACUCCCUGGGACGGAACUCGAUGGGCCAUUUGCUCCCGCCACUGCUCAGGGGUCUGAGUUUCUUCAAGGUUUUCGGGGUGCUGAACAGAAUGGGCUGCGUCAUGUUUGGGAUGAGGUAAAUGGACAGAUGGUGGAGGCACCUGGACUCUAUCGUCCUCAUCACGCCGGCCUUCCUAUUCCUCAACCAGUUAUGGUUGAUCCAGCUGUUGACUCGCCGCAAGCAAUUUUAUCAAACUGCCUACAUGCAUUUGUUGCCAGUGGCCGGGACGGAAUUCCACUUGCUCACAUUCCAGUUCCUGCGUUAGGACUAUCUGAAAGUGACAGAAGAUGCAUACGUGACCGUAGCAGCAUAAUGGCCCGACACCUUUUUGCUGACAAGAGUGAAGAUUUCAUCAACGCUCAGGUAAAUACACUACUGUCUACACUGGACAUUGACAAUGAAGUGCACGCCAAUGGGCCACCACAUUCAAAAUUUAAUGAGCUUGAGAACUAUUGGAAUGAGUCUCAAGGUGCUGCCAGACCUGGUCCUCAAGAACUUGAGAAUUAUUGGAAUGAGUCUCAAGGUGCUCUCAUUCCUGCUCCCCAUGCUGCUGAUGGAUGGGCUAAAGAAUUUACUUACAACAGGGUAGACUAUGGUGAUCCCAAUCCCUGGGUUAACUCAUUUGAACAGCAACAUGGAGCCAAUGGUUGGGCAUCUGAAUUUGAGCAGGAGCAGCGGUUGGGAACAUUAGAUCUGACAAGAGGCGCAAAUAUCCCAGAUUUGGCUGCAAUGGAGCAGAGUCGUAUGCUGGCACACACACUAGCUUUAAAUAGCAAUCCCAAAUUUCAGAACUCAAAGUUUCUGCAGUUUGUGUCAAAGAUGAGCCGCGGUGAACUCAUUUUUGAUGAUAAUCAAGUCAAGCCUGCAAUGCCCUCUGCAGCUGGGGAUUGGGCUUCGGAGUAUCAAGGGCAGUACAGUGCUGGCCCUUCAUGGGCUGAUGAGUAUGCAAACAACCAGCUUUCUGCUGGCCCGGAUCAGUGGGCAAAUGAGUUUGUUACUGGAAGGGAGCAAAAUGGGCCUGCUGAUGAUGAGUGGGUAAAUGAGUUCUCAAAGUUGCAUGUCAAUGACUGGGUGGAAGAAUUUGGACAACAGUUGAAGGAGGAUGAUACAGCUGAUGGUUGGACAAAUGCAUAUGACGAUUAUUUGAAUGAACAAAUGGCUGCUAAACAGCAGAAUUCCAAGGGAGCAUAUGAGUUCUCCGAGAUGAAUCCUUAUGUUGGUCAUCCCAACCCCUUGAAGGAGGGCCAAGAGCUCUUCCGCAAAGGUCUUUUAAGUGAAGCAGUCCUUGCUUUAGAGGCCGAAGUAAUGAAAAACCCUGAAAAUGCUGAAGGUUGGAGGUUGCUUGGAAUAGCAAAUGCCGAGAAUGAUGAUGAUCAUCAGGCCAUAGCAGCUAUGAUGCGUGCACAUGAAUCUGAUCCCACAAAUCUUGAAGUCCUCCUAGCUCUUGGUGUUAGCCACACUAAUGAGAUGGAGCAGGCAGCUGCACUAAAGUAUUUAUACGGAUGGUUACGCAACCACUCAAAGUAUGGAACUCUUGCGCCAUCGGAGGCUCCCUCUUUGUUUUAUGCAGAUGUAGCUAGGUUGUUUGAGGAAGCUGCUCAGUUGUCUCCUGAAGAUGCUGACGUGCACAUAGUACUCGGAGUGCUUUAUAACUUGUCACGAGAAUAUGAUAAAGCCAUUGACUCCUUCAAACUUGCCCUUAAACUGAAGCCACAAGAUUAUUCCCUGUGGAACAAGCUUGGAGCUACACAGGCAAAUAGCGUUCAAAGUGCUGAUGCUAUAUUAGCUUAUCAGCAGGCCCUUGAUUUGAAGCCCAAUUAUGUGCGUGCUUGGGCAAACUUGGGAAUCAGUUUCGCCAACCAGGGAAAGUAUGAAGAGUCAAUAAGGUACUAUGUCCGUGCACUGGCAAUGAAUCCAAAGGCAGAUAAUGCCUGGCAAUACUUGAGGAUUUCACUGAGCUGUGCAUCUAGGAACGACCUGAUGGACGCUUGCGAUUCAAGGAACCUGGAAGUUCUCCAGAAAGAAUUCCCCCUGUAG